Messenger RNA from Erythranthe guttata (spotted monkey flower), 1783 nucleotides. RefSeq names its product Tetratricopeptide repeat (TPR)-like superfamily protein. NCBI's taxonomy places the organism in Eukaryota, Viridiplantae, Streptophyta, Magnoliopsida, Lamiales, Phrymaceae. Gene Ontology annotation, molecular function: mRNA binding; protein binding. The record is from RefSeq and is a predicted model, not a curated record.
UGUAAGAACUGUUGUAUCUCUGAAUCUCGAUUAUUUCAGUUUCUCUGUACUCCAUCGGAGAAAUUUUGCCUUUAGAUUUUAAUUCUGCACUUUCUCUCUCUUCUUCCCGUGAUUUGAAGUGCAUUUAAUGCUUUGAUUGUCCAUAUUUGUUGCAUCUCAGCCUCCAUUGUUGUCUACUCUGAAUUUCUCUACAAAAACUUUGAUUAUCCGAUUUUUUUAGUUUUUUCCGUCGUCCACCAAUUUCGAAUCAACCUCAGCCCACCUCUCCUGCACUCAUCUUUUUGUUUGGUAAAUUACGAAAAUGCACACACUGCGAAGAAAUCAACUUCGCCAUUUUCACUCCAAUGGGACCUCUACAUACAGUAACUUAUAUCUAACCCUUUCACAAACUCACAGUUCUUCCUCAAGCACAGUCCAUAGGCAGUCAAAUCCAGCCUCUCAUUCCAAUUCCUCCACACCCUUUUCUUUACUUCCCGAUAAACGACAACCGGAAAUCUCGUGUAGACUCUCCCACAUUUCGUUUUAUUCUACAAGAGUAUAUAAAGGUCAUAUACCAAGAUCUUUGAGAAAGAGAAUCAACAAAAGAGCAAGAAUCGCAGCACAGCCCGUCCUGAACGAAUCUCUUUAUCAAGAAGCUGUAUCCCGACUUCCUCCUAGAUUCACACCCGAAGAGCUUCACGACGUAAUAUCCUCACAGAACGACCCCCUAGUGUGUCUCGAGCUUUUCAACUGGGCGACGCAACAGCACAGGUUCAGGCACAAUUUGCUGACGUAUCACAUCACGAUCAAGAAACUCGGUGCAGCUAAAAUGUACGAGGAGAUGGACUCCAUUGUCAACCAGGUGCUAGCUAUUCCUUCCAUUGCUUCCGAGGCUCUUUAUAAUAGCAUGAUAUAUUAUUUUACCGAAGCUAGGAAAUUGGUUAGGGCUGUGAGUAUAUAUAAGCACAUGUGUCGCUCUAGGAAAUUGGACUGCAGGCCGUCGAUUAGAACCUACAACAUACUAUUUGCUGCACUUUUGAGUACGGGAAAGAAUUCGUAUAUUAAUCACAUGUACAUGGAGACUAUACGGUGUUUGUUCAAGCAAAUGGUUGAUGACGGGGUCGAGCCCGAUAUUUUUUGUCUGAAUUCUAUGAUCAAAGGGUAUGUGCUUUCGCUUCAUGUCAACGAUGCCCUUCGAAUUUUUCAUCAGAUGGAAGUGGUUUACAAUUGCCAGCCUAAUUCGUUUUCAUAUAAUUAUUUGGUACAUGGGUUGUGUGCACAAGGCCGAACUGAAAACGCAAAGGAGCUUUGUGAUAGAAUGAAGAAAAACGGGUUUGUCCCGAGCAGUAAAUCGUAUAAUUCACUUGUGAACGCUCUGGCGCUUGAGGGGGAAGUUGAUGAAGCGGUGAAGUUCUUGUUUGAGAUGGCGGAAAACGAAAGGUUAGCUGAUUUUAUUACUUAUCGUACUGUUUUGGAUGAAAUAUCACGACAGAAAGGGAAUGAAGAUGCUUUGAGGUUUUUAGAAAAGGUGCAAGAGAAGAAACUUGUCGAUGGAAAUACGUACAAAAAACUAUUGUAUGAACUGGAAGAUGAUAGUGGGAGUUCAAACUUCAGACGUUGAUUCGAGUAAUAUGAAUGAAGAGAUGUCCUCUUUGAUACGAACUUCCAAAUUAUUGCUUAAAGUCUUGCAAGUCCUACUUUAUUUUUAUCUUUUUAAAUAAAUGAUCGAAUAUCAUUUCCUAAAUGUUCAUACUGCUGCAUGUAUUUGGCUUCGGUGUGCUGUGCAUAUAUAUUUUUUUUUAUA